This is a messenger RNA of Xenopus tropicalis (tropical clawed frog), 946 nucleotides long. It is a transcript of the gene cyyr1, whose product is annotated as cysteine and tyrosine-rich 1. The record is from RefSeq and is marked provisional. Gene Ontology annotation, cellular component: membrane. NCBI's taxonomy places the organism in Eukaryota, Metazoa, Chordata, Amphibia, Anura, Pipidae.
CCUGGCAGGUCACACAGUUCUGAUUCAGCCCAGGGCAACCAGAACCUGAUGAAGUUGAGAGCCCAUUGGAUCCAGCUGUCAGGAAGGUGCAGGGUGCAGUGUUGGUGCCACACAGAGGAAAGCUGCACUCACUCCCAUUAAAGUUUGGAUGGACACACCAAGGGGGCAUCCAGAUAUUCUCCUAACGCCGCUCCUGCUGCUGUCUGCAUUUACAGACUUUUGCCUGGCCUAUUGUGAAGCUGACUGCAAGUCGUACUGCUGCGAUGGAACGCCGCCAUAUUGCUGCUCAUACUAUGCCUACAUUGGCAAUGUCCUCUCGGGCACAGCGAUAGCAGGAAUAGUCUUCGGCAUUGUCUUCAUCAUGGGAGUGAUUGCAGGAAUUGCCAUAUGCAUCUGCAUGUGUAUGAAGAGCAGCCGAGGAACGAGAGUGGGAGUUAUUCGCACCACGCACAUCAACGCUAUCAGUUCUUAUCCAGCUGCUCCACCUCCAUACAGCUAUGAAUAUGAAAUGGACUUUCCUCUGGACCUACCUCCGCCGUACACCCCGACACCGCCAAUGUCACAUUAUCCUUCUCCUCCUCCAUAUCCCGGGCCUUCCAGGAAAUAAACCUCCACUUGUAUAAGUGUUUACAUGAUGGCGACCACCCCCUCGGCUUUGUUCUUCCUUGCUAAGAUAUAUUUUAUUACACAUUCAAGUUUUAUUUCCUGAAGUGCUUGAAUUUAGAUAUUUGGACCACAUUCAGCACUGAUUCCUUGUAUGAGCAAUAAGCCAAAAAACAUUUCUCUGGAAAAUUAAACAUAUUUAUUUUUGUGUGCCAAGUGUUUACCAGAAAGCGAGAACUGUAUAUCGAGUAUAUCUUGGUCAUACAGCGCUGAUGUGGGCCGUGAUCAGCUGAAAUCCUUUGUAUCCAAAUAUUUACGUUUUUAAUAAAAAAUUUAAAAUUCA